GCCGGGAAGAAAGGAGGAAUCGACGUGAUCUGAUGACGCUCGCCCCUCGGCGGCGAACAUUGAUGGUGUCAUCGAGGGCCCGCCCACCCGCCUGCGACCCAUUUCCGAGUUGCACCAGAGCAUGAGGAUCUUAUGGAGGCCAUUUGGAUUCUCAAGAAGACUUCUCAAAGUGGAAAGCUGUAGAAUAACUGAAGCAGAAUCAUUGAUUCCACUAGCUUGGGCAUCACUGAUACAGAAGCUUAGCAGAACACCUGGUAUUUUCUUGUUGGAUCAAAGAAAAAGAUUCUCAACCAUGCCUGAAAUAGAAACAAAUCAGAGAGACUCUGAAUUGUUUUCACCCCCCUCUGAUGUUCGAGGAAUGACAGAACUUGAUAGAACAGCUUUUAAAAAGACAAUCACCAUUCCGGUGCUUAAAGUGAGGAAAGAAAUAGUCAAUAAAUUGAUGCGAUCCCUUAAAAGGGCAGCACUGCAGCGCCCAGGCAUAAAACGUGUGAUUGAAGAUCCAGAAGAUGAAGAAAGUAGACUAAUUAUGUUGGAUCCCUAUAAAAUGUUUACUGAUGAUUCCUUUGAGAAAGGAGAACUCAGUAUUUUAAAGCAGCUGAAUGUCAAUCCACAGAUAUCUAAAUAUAAUUUGGAACUAACUUAUGAAAACUUUAAGUCAGAAGAAAUCUUGAAAGCUGUGCUUCCUGAAGGUCAAGAUGUGACUUCAGGGUUUAGCAGAGUUGGACAUAUUGCCCACCUGAACCUUCGAGAUCAUCAACUACCUUACAAGCAUUUAAUUGGCCAAGUUAUGAUUGACAAAAAUCCAGGAAUCACCUCAGCGGUAAAUAAAAUUAAUAACAUUGAUAAUACCUACCGAAAUUUCCAAAUGGAAGUGCUAUCUGGAGAGGAGAAUAUGAUGACCAAGGUCCGAGAAAACAACUACACUUACGAAUUUGAUUUUUCAAAAGUCUAUUGGAAUCCUCGUCUCUCCACAGAACACAGCCGUAUCACAGAACUUCUCAAACCUGGGGAUGUCCUAUUUGAUGUUUUUGCUGGGGUUGGGCCCUUUGCCAUUCCAGUAGCAAAGAAAAACUGCACUGUAUUUGCUAAUGAUCUCAAUCCUGAAUCCCAUAAAUGGUUACUACACAAUUGUAAAUUAAAUAAAGUGGACCAAAAGGUGAAAGUCUUUAACUUGGAUGGGAAAGACUUCCUCCAAGGACCAGUCAGAGAAGAAUUAAUGCAGCAGCUGGGACCACUGUCAAAAGAAAGAAAACACUCUGUGCACAUUGUCAUGAACUUACCAGCAAAGGCUAUUGAGUUUCUGAGUGCUUUCAAAUCACUCUUAGAUGGACAGCCAUGCGACAGUGAGCUUUUUCCCAUUGUGCACUGUUACAGCUUUUCCAAAGAUGCUAAUCCUGCUAAGGAUGUUCAGCAACGAGCUGGAACUGUGUUAGGCAUCUCCUUGGAGACAUGCAGUUCAGUUCACCUAGUAAGAAAUGUGGCCCCUAACAAGGAAAUGUUAUGCAUCACUUUUCGGAUUCCUGCUGCUAUACUUUACAAGAACCAGACCCUAAAUGGAGACAAUCAUGAAGAUCCACCUACUAAACGCCAGAGGACAGAUAAAGACUUUUAGGAAGAAAAAACACAAAUUGCUUCAAUCACUUAAUUGGAAAUAUUUUCUCCAGCUCCCCACUAGACCUUUAUGUAGUGAAAUAUCAUUUGUAUGAUUUCUAAUAUUUUAGCAUUCAGUUACUUUAGUAUUGAACCCUUAUAUUUUGCCCUAGCUGUCUUAUAAAUUGGGGAUUAUCAAAUUAAAAUUUAAAUAAGUCUACUAAAUACAUUUUUAUGUUAUAAUUUUAUCAUCAAAUAUAUCUAAUAUUUUAUUAGAUAAAUAUGUUUAAAUAUUGUCUUUCUCUUGGGAAAAUAGUUUUUGAAGGUAGGAUAAUUGCAUGCUAACUAGGAAAGAACUAAUCAUUUUACAGUUAUCCUUAGUUGAAGAGUGUAGCUAAGUUUUAUAGAAGUACUCCUACACUAUUACUAUAAAAGUACUAACAAAUGAGAUUAUUUAGAUUAGAGAUAGGCAGACUAUGUCCAGCAGGCCAAAUCUGGUCCACCACGUGUUGCUGUAUGGCAAGUGACCUGAGAAUGGUUCUUACAUUUUUAAAUGGCUGAAAAAGAAUCAAAAGAAUAAUAUUUUGUGACAUGAAAAUUAUAUGAAAUUUGAAUUUCAGUGUCCAUAAAUAAAGUUUUAUUAGAACACACCAUA
Molecule: messenger RNA, 2248 nt
Organism: Mesoplodon densirostris (Blainville's beaked whale)
Lineage: Eukaryota; Metazoa; Chordata; Mammalia; Artiodactyla; Ziphiidae
Gene: TRMT5
Product: tRNA methyltransferase 5
Exons: 5
Coding region: 122-1615 (497 amino acids)
Biological process (GO): mitochondrial tRNA methylation; tRNA N1-guanine methylation
Cellular component (GO): mitochondrial matrix; cytoplasm
Source: RefSeq, a predicted model, not a curated record